Molecule: messenger RNA, 2700 nt
Organism: Rotaria sp. Silwood1
Lineage: Eukaryota; Metazoa; Rotifera; Eurotatoria; Philodinida; Philodinidae
Source: the annotation of a GenBank genome assembly
AUGGCUGGUACUUACGACAAUGAAGAGCAAAGAAUGGUCGAUAGAAUUAAAUGCAUCGCUUUUCGUGACGCUCGCGAUGAAGGUGCAGCAUUUAUUAAUCGACAAUGGAUUGCACAGAAAAUUCAUCGAACUACUAGAUUUGUUACUGAGUGGUGGGAGAAAUCAUAUGAUGAAUGUUUUGCUGAUUAUUCGAAAUCUGGUCGUAAACUGAAGUUAUCAGAAGCGAGUAGAAAUAUCAUCUGAACGCCAGUGGCAAACAAGGGAAACGCUCUUAUAUUGUGGCGAAAGAAAUUGCAGAAAAGCAAAACGAAUGUGGUGUUCGAAAAACCAUCAAUAAUUAUCGUUCCAGAGAAAGACAAAAGCCUUUUCAUGUUAUUCCAAAACCGUUAAAAACAGAAACUCAUAUUUCUAAUCGAUUGUGAUUCUGCGAUUGGUUAAAAGACUGGACUAAAGAAGACUUUCUACACCUUGCGCCAUCAGAUGAAUUUUAUGUCUGGAUCGUUCGCAGACCAAAUUAUCAAAAUGAUCAAGUCGGGGCAAAAAGUAUUGAAGAUAUAGAAGACAAUGAAAGAUAUCGUGAAAUGGUUAAAAAUCAAGUGUGUAUUGGGAUUUUUGUGAUUUUUACUGCCAAAAAGUUACAUUGGGUUAUCAAAGACAAGCGUGAAUAUUGGACGGGCCAAUAUUUUCGUGACACAAUUCUAAUGCAACAUGUGAUACCAUUCCUAAAAAAUGAAGAAAAUGUUAUCGAUCCGGAUGAAGUAAUAUUUGUCCAUGACAAAGCACCAUGCAUGCGAGCAAAUAUGACUCAACAUUUGCUUCAAGACAACAACAUCAAAUUCUGGAGAAAUGACACUUGGCCCGGAAACUCGCCUGAUCUAAAUGUGGCUGAACAUAUUGGAACAGUAAUUAAAAAUGAAGUUGAAAAAAAAUGCUAUCAGAAACGGAACAUGAUCGUUAUCGAGGAGAAACUUUGAAGAAACACACUUCAGAUGUUUUGAAAAAUAUGGAAACGGAUAUUGAAUUAUUUGAAACUCUCUUAUGUUCGUAUCCGUCACGUCUCCGUGCUGUAAAGAAUGCUAACGGUCGUCAUACUGAUUAUUGAUUAUAUUCACUGAACUUUAAUAAAAAUAAAAAUUUCUUUGUCAUAUGUCAAUAUUUGAAAACAGAUCUAGUUUAAAUUGUCUCAUAACUCUAAUUUUCUGCGACAACACAGCAUAGUAUUUUUGAAAAUUGCUUCAACUUAAUAUAGAAAAGUUUCCAUAUCCCUUACUAUUUAGUACUGCUAAAUCCCGUUUUUGACGCGCUUUAAUUUGGUAUAAAAUUUGUUAUGAUUGCUAUUUAAAAUCAUAGCGUUACCCCCCUGGAAUAAUAUUUUUACCCACCUAGUAUUGGAAUGGAGUGAUGAAAAUCUGUUAAUGUAUAUCCCAUGCACCACAAAUUCAUUAAAAAGGUCAUUGAGAAACAUCGAUUUGACUUUCACCAAUUUCUCAGGAGUAAAAGAGGAGACAUUACUACUUGGAACUAGUGAUCAUUGGCCAUUAGUAUAUAGAUCAGAACUCCUCAUGUUUCAAACUAGUCAAAAAUUCUCUAUCACUAAAUGGAAAUAUUUCGAAGUGAUUUUAUGUUUGUUACAAGAUUAUUGGAUGAAACAGAGCGAUUUUAUGACAACAACUGAAUGGUAUAAAAGUUACAUUCGGGUCUUAGCAGCCUUAAAAAAUCGUCUCACGGUUUGGCACGGAAAAAAUAAAUGGAAACCAGCCUUGCCGCCGUCCAUACGUGGAAAAUUGAAUCAAUUACAUAAAAUUAGAAAUAGAUACUAGAGAUAUAGAAAUGACAACGACAGAGUAUGUCUUCGACAAAUGACAAGAGAAGUAAAAAAAGAAAUAUAUAUAUAUCGGUCGACCAGAUGGAAUGAUUUUUUAUUGAGUAUUCAACAAAACCAUGAUAAAUCAGAAUCAACCUUUUGGAAACACCUAUCCAACAUUUAUCGACCGAAUACAUUGCCUUUGUGCAAACUCAGGGUAAAAGAUAAAGUGGUCACCUCACAAUAUGAAAUAGCAAAAGAACUGCAUGAAUAUUACUCUACCCUAUUCACACCUCCUAUACUAAACCAGUCUGAUCUUUUUGAUACUCAAGUCGGAAAACAUUAUAACCACAUUUUAGACGAAUUGAAAUUAUGUAAUAAAAGUGUUGAAUUAACAUGUCCCUACGAACUCAAAAACAUGAUUAAUACUCUAAAACCGAAAAAAUCAGCAGGCUGGGAUGCCUCUCCAACUUUAUGAUUAAACGUCUACCCCUAUGCUACCUAAGAUGUUUAAGUAAAUGUUUUAAUGAAUGGCUCCAAAAAGGAAUUCUUAUAGAUGACUGGAAAAUAGCUAAAAUAAUAACCUUAAAUAAAGUAAAGUCCAGUACACCUCAUUGUGAUCAAACAAGGCCUAUUUCGCUUUUAGCAACUCAUUCAAAACUGUACGAAAAGAUUUUGUUAAAGCGUGUUAAAGUUUGGGCAGAAACUAACCAUAUAAUCCCAGAGGAGCAGUCAGGAUUCAGGAAAGGGUGUUUACUACAAACAAGAGUAUUAUCAAUCUAUCAGGAAGUAAAGAAUUAUCUUGCAGCCAACGUUCCUACUCUCAGUAUCUACGUAGACUAUAAGAAAGCAUAUGACCUUGUAUGGCAUGAAGGGCUUAUUGCGAAGCUGUACCG